Messenger RNA from Oryctolagus cuniculus (rabbit), 2123 nucleotides. It is a transcript of the gene IGFBP4, whose product is annotated as insulin like growth factor binding protein 4. NCBI's taxonomy places the organism in Eukaryota, Metazoa, Chordata, Mammalia, Lagomorpha, Leporidae. Gene Ontology annotation, biological process: regulation of insulin-like growth factor receptor signaling pathway. Gene Ontology annotation, cellular component: extracellular region. The record is from RefSeq and is a predicted model, not a curated record. Gene Ontology annotation, molecular function: insulin-like growth factor II binding; insulin-like growth factor I binding.
AGGGGCCGGUAUAAAGUCCGCGGGGGGAGCCGGUCCCGGGCAGCCGCUCAGCCCCCAGCCCCCGCCGCCCGCCGCCCGCCUAGGCCAGGCCGAGGAUGCGGCGCAGCGCCCGCGCGGCCAGGCUCGCUCCGCUCCGGCGCGCUUGCUAACUUCCCCGAAUCCGUCCCGGUCCUCCAGCCCGGCCGCCCCGUCUCCCAGCGCCCUCCGGGUCGGGUCUUCCAGGCGCGCCGGGCGCUGCCGCCGCGUGCCCCCAGCUACCCGCCUGCGCGCCCGCGCUCCCCGCCCCGUCCUCGCCCGACCAUGCUGUCCCUCUGCCUCGUGGUCGCCCUGCUGCUGGCCUCCGGGCCCCAGCCGAGCCUGGGCGACGAAGCCAUCCACUGCCCGCCCUGCUCCGAGGAGAAGCUGGCGCGCUGCCGCCCCCCCGUGGGCUGCGAGGAGCUGGUGCGGGAGCCGGGCUGCGGCUGUUGCGCCACUUGCGCCCUGGGCUUGGGGAUGCCCUGCGGGGUGUACACCCAGCGCUGCGGCUCGGGCCUGCGCUGCUACCCGCCCCGGGGGGUGGAGAAACCCCUGCACACGCUGAUGCAAGGACAAGGCGUGUGCAUGGAGCUGGCGGAGAUCGAGGCCAUCCAGGCAAGCAUGCAGCCCUCUGACAAGGACGAGGGCGAUCACCCCAACAACAGCUUCAGCCCCUGCAGCGCCCAUGACCGCAGGUGCCUGCAGAAGCAUUUCGCCAAGAUGCGAGACCGGAGCUCCAGUGGGGGCAAGAUGAAGAUUAUUGGGGCGCCCCGCGAAGACGUCCGGCCUGUGCCCCAGGGUUCCUGCCAGAGUGAGCUGCACCGGGCCCUUGAGCGGCUGGCCGCCUCUCAGAGCCGCACCCACGAGGACCUCUUCAUCAUCCCCAUCCCCAACUGCGACCGCAACGGCAACUUCCACCCCAAGCAGUGUCACCCAGCCCUGGAUGGGCAGCGCGGCAAGUGCUGGUGUGUGGAUCGGAAGACGGGGGUGAAGCUUCCAGGCGGCCUGGAGCCCAAGGGGGAGCUGGACUGCCACCAACUGGCCGACAGCUUCCGAGAGUGAGCCCUGCCUCUGGCGGGGGGCUCAUGCCCCCUGCUCCCCCCUGCUCUGAGAGUGCAGAGCUGACCCAGAGUGGGGUCUGGAUCUGAGUCCUGGCUCUGCCUGUGGCCCAGAAAUUUCCCUUGGGGUGUGUGCGUGUGUGUGUGCGUGUAUGUGUGUGUCUUGAUGGGCAUGGAUGUGCCAUUGGGUGAGCCAGAGCCUAGAGUGUCCUAUUUGGGCUUAGAGAGCCCAGGAGGUCGCAGAGUGGUGAUGGGGAGCCCUGGCGCGUUUCCAACUUGAUUCUGAAUUCAUUCCUCUAUCUACCCACCUACCCACCCAUCUGAAAACAUGUAUUGACCACAUACUAUGUUCCAGCUCUUAUUCCGACUUCCUCUGAUUUGGGUAUAUGGGAUCCCUCCUUCAGGUGAGCACAAGCCUGUGAGAGAAGAGAAGUCUCAUUCCCAGAGUCGGAGGAGAAGAGAGAUAUAUGUUCCUUGACCGUUGUCCCGCCCACCGUCCAGUUGCGGGGGAGGGGAGGGCACAGGGAAGGCGAGGGGUGUGGAUGGCCCAAUGAUGGUGUGGCUUUGACCCACUCCCAAGGCUCCCCUUCCUCUCUUCCCCAGGACCCUCAGGGGCAGGGGCCUGCAGGGACAAGCCCACUUUGGGGUCCAGGUAUCCUUUGGCUUGGUUUCCUAGCAACCAAGUCCCUGCUGGAUGGGAGAGGAGGGAUUGGAAGAAGUUCUGCUGAACAGAGGGUUGGGCGGUUGGAGCAUCUUUUGGAGCAGUCAGAGUGGGAAGAGAGGAUGCAGCCUUGGACUGAAUGUGCCUCGUGCCGAAGAGGACCCGCCUGCUGGGGUCCGGCUCCCUGCAGCCAGGCCGUCACGGGAUGACCUGACCGGGAUGACCUGACCCCAUGCUUCCGGUGGCUCGCCACUGUGGCUCUCCCGUUUACUCCUUCCCCUUCACCUCCUCCCCUGCUCCUCCCGAGGCCCCUGGGCGUUUUCUGGAUGGAAGGAAACUUAAGAACCUUUCAGUUUGCCAGCAAGUCUUUUCUUCUUUUUUUUUUUUUU